Molecule: messenger RNA, 3128 nt
Organism: Schistosoma mattheei
Lineage: Eukaryota; Metazoa; Platyhelminthes; Trematoda; Strigeidida; Schistosomatidae
Source: the annotation of a GenBank genome assembly
ACUUACAGAGCUAUUUAUUUUGGGGAUUCAUUUACCGCUACAAUUUAGUUUAUUGAGUUCAUUACAAAGCUGUUGGAUAUUUGACUCAUACAAGAAAAUAACAGAUAAGCACAGAAGCCAGAUGGAAAAGAAGCAACAUAGUCUAUUGGCUCUCUGUCCUCAAAGCACAAAUCUAAAUAUAUAAUCUCAUCCAGAUACCACAAAAAGAGCGCGCACGAUGAUCAGGUACUGUUUUGUUUUCGCGGCAGGAUUCUACUGUGGAGUUUUGUUUCAAAACCAAUAUGAAAUUAAAAAUGUAGCCACGCCAAUGGAACUUGGCGAAAGUCUCCUAACAACAGUUAAAGGAUUAUUAGAACAGAAGAAUAAACCUAAAUAACUGUACAUCUAUUGCAUCGCAAAAUUUCUGUAUCAAGAAGAGCACAAAGUUAUGAAUUUUAGCAUUAGGUUUCUUAGUGUUUUACACGUUUUGCUUUCUCCAUGUUACACAUUCAUUUUACCCAAGAGUAUUAGAAAUAUUUCUUCACAAAAUGCACUUUUUAUUUCUGAAUGGCUUGUUAAAACCAAAAAUUUGCAUGUCAUAUCCAAUCCUUUAGUAGAGGAUAUCGAUUUAGAUGGAAAUCAUGAUGUUUACUUUUCUACAGUAGAUGGUGUACUUUACGGCAUUUCGAACGUGCUUAAAUGUGUUGCAGGAAAGUCAUGCGGUAUUCCCUACGAGAAUUGGCCCGUAUCUCACUACGGUGAAAUCUUCUUUUCGACCCCCAUUGCGGUUGAUGUUUACGCUGAGGGUUUCAAGUCAGUACUUUUUAUUAGUCAUCAUGGAGCAGUGUUUACUUAUGAUUAUCUUGGGAAUUUAUUGUCACAUUUUCAAAUUCCAGAUAUCAUUCUAGAUCGAAGUACUUUAUCCCAAAGAGAUUUUGAUAAGAAUUUAUUUGAAUCUAUACGUUGGGCAUCUACUGACAAUCAAUCAGCAAUACAUCGUGAAAAGGCUAUCCGUCUACAUCCCAUAGUUUAUACAGAUCCAAUUAUCUUAACUUCAGUGAUUAGUCGAUCGAAUGUGAAUGACAUAAAUUUCUUGUAUACUGAUCUUUUACAUAUUGCAUUAAAUUUCGUUAAUUAUCAUUCUUAUAUCACAACAGCGUUGUUGAAUGAGUCAUCUCCUGAUGAUGGUGUACUGGUAGCAGCAAUUGUGAAUAUACCACGUUGUGCUUUAUUUUCUUUAAAGAACGAAGAUUUCAAGUUAUGUUCACCACGUCUUAAAGUGUUAGAAGUUGACUGGCUAUCUGUUAAAUUACCACCGUAUAUUUUUUCGUCGCCUAUUAUAAAUGCCAAUGUUUUGGGAGAGACUCGAGUCAAAGAUCGUUCAUACGUUGAUAGUUAUUAUAGUUUUAUUACUACAUUUAGUGGAAAUAUACAUGUGGUUCAAUUAACAAUGUUAAAUAGUCAUGUUAGUCAACUUUCGUUAGAGGUCAAUAACAUUUUUAUUGAUUCUCAUUCUUUCCGUAUCUCUCCAAUGACCUUAUCAUGUGUACCAUCUCCAUGCCCAUUGAAUAAAAUGAAAUCGAACAUAUUACAGUCUAGUGUACUUACUUGUUGUCUACAAGUGGAUAUUUAUUCUUGUUUACGUCUUAUUCUUCUUGUAUCUACUAAAAAAUAUCAUUCUCAAAUUUAUUGGACAUAUUGCCCUUCUACUUCUAAUACUACUACGACUACAUUGGAGUAUGGAGAACAAACUGGUCAAGUGAUUAUUGUUCCUGGAUGUCAAAAGUUACAAACUUGUUCACCAUGGUCUGUUUACACAACACCUGAUGGUUAUGCACAUGCUGUCGACAUUCAGACCGGAUUAUCGGCUCCAGGAUAUCCUGUUAGUUUGUUUACUAUGUAUCAUAAUGUUACAAAUCUUUCUAUAGGGUCUGGAUUAUUAUAUCAAAGAGAGGAUUACACAUACUGGUUGGUUUUUACUGAUGUUUACACAAAUUUGAUUCAUUUGCGACUACAUAAUCCUUUGGUGAUAAUAUCACAUAACCAUGAUAGCAUGUUCAAUCAUCAAACUAAUUCAUUGCAGACAAUUUCAUUAUCUCCAAUACCUUUACCGUUACCAACUGGAGUAUCGACGCCACCUUCAUAUCUCUUAUUGUCAAAUCAUGGUUUAAUGCUAUUGAGGAGUAAAUCAUCUCCGAUUGUUCAGUCUAGUUCAACAUCAUUACUGACUUAUACUAAGUAUAUUGACAAUGUGGACAAGUCCAUUACUCAAUUUAUCAGUGUUCAAUUCGUUAACGAUCAUUUCGAACCAGUUGAUUCUAUUAUUCUUGAUGAUAAUAAAAGAAUUUUAAAUUAUUUAAUCAGAGAUUGUUCAUAUCAUUUAAAGUUAUUUAAUGAAUCCCGAUUAGCAAAACGAUUUUUAGUCAGAUUGUUAACAUCAUUUGGUGUACCAAUAUCGGAAUGGUCAAAUGCAUAUAUAACCACAAAUAUGACAUGUCAUUAUCAUUGUUAUUGUUUCAGUGGUUCAUUGUCUAUUCAACAUAGUUUACCAUUAAAUUCAUAUCAUAAUGAAUUAUAUCUGUCAGUGAUUGAUUCAACUAAUGGUUAUUUCAUUGUUAAUUAUCCAAUUAUAAUAAGCUCUCAAAUGAUUUCUACACGUAUUAUUUUACAUAUUGGAUCAUAUCAAACACAAUUAAUUGUCAGUUUGAUUUAUUUACCAGGAGUUUAUUUAUUUAUUGGAUUAACUAUUAUUCAUUGGUUUUCUAUAAUAAUAGCAAAACAGAAAAUGACUGUACAUAAUAAUAAAAUGAUAAAACAAUCUAUUUGAGUUUAAUUUUUCGUUCUUUAUUUUAUUGAAUAUAUUUAAAUAACAACAAAAAAUCUAUUUCUCAUACAUACAGUGUAAACAUCACAAUAGUCAACUACAAAUCUCAUUACUUCCAUAGUGUUUUAAAUCCUUUUCACCUUUUUCUUCUCUGUGUUAAUGUACAAUUAUUCCACUUUUUUCUUAUUGUUUGUUUCAUUUUCAUGUUAGUUUUCAUAAUUUCUAUGUUCGUAACAUAUCAAUGUUAUAUUAAUACAUUUGCAUAACAAUAUUCUGUAUGUGUAUAUAAAGAAAUAAAUAAAAUACAAUACAUUAGAGGCAAGAA